AUAACAAAAACACAUUCGACCCACUUUGAUUUAUUUCCACAAACAUAAAUUCCAAAUUUCAACAUUCAAACUAUUAUUAUUAUAUACAUAUUGAGACGCUGAUGAGAGAAAGUGAGUCACAAGAACUACGACAUAAAACCGAACCCAAUUCAAUUCUCCUUUUAUCAGACCAAACACAAAGGGAGAGAGAAUAAUAAUGGGAGACGUACGGAGGAUCGUGGUGGUUGUAGAAGAUAAAGAAGCGGCGAGGACGGCGUUGCAAUGGGCACUCCAUAACCUCUUCCGUCAAGGUGACAUCAUAGUCCUCCUCCACGUAAUCUCUCCUCCGCCGCGCAAGAAGAAAUCGACAGCGGCGCGUCUCCUCCGACGCCACGGAUACCAUCUCGCCCUCUCUUUCCGUGAAAUCUGCGACGCUUUCUUCAACACGAAUACGGAGAUAAUAGUGAGAGAAGGCGACGAAGAUGGAAGAACCAUCGCUGAAGUGGUGAAAGAGCUUGGUGCAUCGAUGAUUCUCGUUGGUCUCCAUCAAAACAGCUUUCUUUACAGAUGGGCAAUGAGUGGGAUUGAUGUAACUAGAAACUUGGGCUGCAAAGUGAUUGCUAUAAAGCAGCCUUCGUCGGAAGAGUCGCCGCCGGGAAAAUUGAAGGGACGCAUGACCUCACAUACGACGGCGACAUCAGAUAGUUUAACUAACUUUGACUUUUCCCAAAUCGAAAUUUCUGGAUUACAGGUUCCUGAGAUUCGGACACCUAAAGUGCCAUACAGAUUAUGUCCGAGUCCUCGUGCGAUACUUUGGAGAACAAGACCACGGAGAUCUAAAGCUCGAUACGCUGUAGUUUCAUAGAAUGAUUUUAUUCCAAACAAAUGGAAAGAAACAAAACUCUACCCUCAAUUUUUGUGUCAAAGAAACAAACAAAUUUUACUCCAUACCAAAAAAAAAAUUUGUUUUUAACUAUGCAGACUGGAGCUUCUCUCUCCUCACUUAGAGAGAGGUUUCUCUCGAGAAAGCUCUAUACCUCUUACCAGACUCAAAUCUUUCAGAGGAUACAGCUUAGUUAGAGAGGGAAAGAGCUAUGUUUGGUUGUAAAUCUUUUCUUUCGCUCGGCGAAUUCUCUUUUCCGGUUGCAGAAUUAUUUUUUUCGCAGUGGCGAUUUUGAUGUGGUUUUCAACCAAAUCCGAGUUGAUCGACAUGUUUAAACUUUCUCGGAUUAGGAGUUGAAGGUUUUUUUUGUUGUGUGUGUGUACUUAAAGCUUCAUCUCUCUGUUUUAAGCUGAAAUUCCGACUGUUUUCUUAAAGUUUCGUUUCUCUUCGUUAGUUAUCCUCUAUUUUCACUUUCUUAAAUCUUUGCGUCUAUAAUCUUGGCAAAGUCUUCACAAGAAGUGAAAAAUGGAGCUUUGCAUGUUUGUUUGGCGGUUUACUUCAGUUGAAGAAAAGUCAAAGUUUGUUUUAUAAACAAGCCUUUUGACAAAGACUGUUUGCUGAAUCGUUCAUAGUGGCUUGGUAAUUUUAACAUCUGAUGAAGAGAGUGAAAUUCAAGGAAAGCAUAGGCGAUCUGAGAGAUUGAAGCGUACAAAUAGAUUCAAAGUUGGUUUGCUGGCUAAAUUGUUUCUAUCCACCAGCGGAAGUUUCUUGCAUACGGCGGAUCCGGUGAAGAAGCAGCACCAUCCCUUUGUGUGACACGUAAUCUCUAUCUUUACUCAGCAGAAAGCAUGUGGAGUACAGCUGUGAUGUCUAAAGACAUCCUUAUCUCUAAUCUUUUGAUGUUGGAUUUAGUUUGGGGUAAUUUUGUAAGGUUUAGCUUUGAUCCAUUUGUAUCAAUAUCAGCCCAUGGGCUUUUUUAGGCAUGGACGUUCGGGUUGGUCGGGUUUA
Brassica napus (rape) is the source of this 1870-nucleotide messenger RNA. RefSeq lists its product as uncharacterized. The record is from RefSeq and is a predicted model, not a curated record. NCBI's taxonomy places the organism in Eukaryota, Viridiplantae, Streptophyta, Magnoliopsida, Brassicales, Brassicaceae. The transcript has 4 exons. The coding region runs from base 197 to 844 and encodes 215 amino acids.